Oikopleura dioica is the source of this 600-nucleotide messenger RNA. NCBI's taxonomy places the organism in Eukaryota, Metazoa, Chordata, Appendicularia, Copelata, Oikopleuridae. The record is from the annotation of a GenBank genome assembly.
AUGAAUGAAUCAGCAAAAACUCCAGAAAGGCCUAUUCAAUCAAAAAAGCGAAAACUUUCGGACGAUGCAGAUAUGCGCAAGCCGAAAGCCGCAAAAACGGUGGAAGAAUACACCCAGCAUCUUCGACAUAACAACCUCGUCUUCAGGAAAGAAUGGAAUCGAAUCGCCGAGAUGGACACGAAAAUCAACGACUUGGAGAGCCAACUUCGAAUUCUGAAGGGCGAACGAGACGAGAAAAGACUCAAUUACAAAGAAAAACUCGAAAAUUUCAAGAAAGAAAGCUCCCCUCCCGACGGAAUUUCUCAGCCGACCGACCUCUUCGUCCAAGAUUCUGACAUGUUUUGGAUCAUAAUGGCUCAUCUCCGAGAAAUCGAGGGCGACGACUCUUCCCACAAAGCAUUCAUUGAUCAUCUCAACAUCUCCCUCGACUGCAUGGUAGACUGGAUCUCCGGCAUUGGUAAAACAUACGCUAAACGAAUUAUCGAGGCACGUCCAAUUACUGAUUUCAAGCAAGUUGAAGCGAUUCUUGGAAAGAAGCGAGCGAAAAGAAUUGCCCUUAAAUUUGAGCAAAAACGCAUGUUCAGAUAUACCAAACCGUAA